AGUGCGGCGGGCAGCACUCGCCGUCUCCAGCACUCGCCGUCUCCAGCACUCCAGCACGCGCGGGCACUCGCAGCUCGCCUUCCCCCGCUCCACGCGCACACGCACGCCCACGAUGAAGCGCAAGGUCGGCGCCCUCGAGAAGAUCGAGGCGGAUCAUGCGGCGCUCCGCUUCAAGAUCAAGCGCGACCCGCAGAGCUACCGCGACGACUUCAGCAACCAGUGGCAGCAGUACGAGACGCUGCGCGACCUGUUCCUGCAGAGCCCCUCGACGCAGGGAACGGGGCUGGCCGAGCUCAAGGACCUGAUCGAGUUUGUCUCACACGUCGCCGACCUCUACCCGGACCUCACGGCCCAGUUCCCCGGCGACCUGCAGCAGAUGCUGCUGCAGCACCACGGCGUGCUCGAGUACGAGCUGCGCGACAAGAUGGUCGGCAGCCUGUGUCUGCUGCGCAACAAGGACGUCAUCGGCUCCGUCGCGCUGCUGACGACGCUGUUCCCCGUGCUGAUUGCUACGCCGAGCAAGUCGCUGCGCCAGCUGCUCUUCACCAAGAUGCUGUCGGACCUGCGCUCCGCCAACGUCCGCACGACCAACCACAAGCUCAACCGCACCAUGCAGACGGUCCUCUACAACCUGCUCGAGUCGGACCGCGAGUCGCCCAAGGGCAUCUGGGCGGUCAAGAUGACGCGCGAGCUGUGGAAGAAGCAGAUCUGGACCGACGCGCGCGCCGUCGAGGUCAUGCGCCUGGCCGCCCUGAGCGACAACGAAAAGGUCGUUGCCGGCGGCGUGCGCUUCUUCCUCGGCGGCGACCAGGAGCGCGAGGAGGCUGCCGACGAGAGCAGCGACGACGAAAACGUCGACAUGUCCAAGCUGCGCCACCAGGCCGGCAUCAACAAGAAGACGAAGAAAAAGGCCCGCGACCUGCGCAAGGCCGCCGCCACGGUCAAGCGCAAGGAGAAGAAGAAGGCGGCCCCGCACCCCCUCAACUUCUCCGCCCUGCACCUGCUGCACGACCCCCAGGGCUUCGCCGAGUCCCUGUUCGCCAAACACGUCCAGAACACAAAGGCCCGCCUGCAGCUCGACACGCGCAUCCUCGUGCUGCAGCUCGUCUCGCGCCUCGUCGGCCUGCACAAGCUCACCGUGCUGUCGCUCUACUCGUACUUUCUCAAGCACCUCACCCCGCGACAGGCCUCGGUCACCAGCUACCUCGCCUGCCUCGCCCAGGCGACCCACAACUACGUCCCGCCAGACGUCCUGGAGCCGCUCGUGCAGAAGAUUGCCAACGAGUUUGUCUCCGAGGCCUCGGCUUCUGAAGUCGCCGCCGCCGGCCUGAACGCCAUCCGCGAGAUUUGCGUGCGCCAGCCGCUCGCCAUGACCGAUACAUUGCUGCAGGACCUUGUCAUGUACCGCAAAUCCAAAGACAAAGGCACCAUGAUGGCCGCCAAGGGCCUGCUCUCGCUGUACCGCGAAGUCGGCGCCGACCUGCUGCACAAGCGCGACCGCGGCAAGGACGCCGCCAUGGGCAUCCGCGCGGGGACCAUCAAAGAGCAGCGCUACGGCGAGGAAGCCGCGGGCGGCAUCGCCGGCAUCGAGCUACUGUCGGCCUGGAAGGACGACGAGCGGCGCAAGAAGCGCGUCGCAGCAGGUCUGGACCCGGACGGCAGCGACGGCGACUCGCAGCUCGACGACGCCGAGGACUGGAACAAGUGGGAGCUCGACAGCGACAGCGACAGCGACGAGGAAGGCUGGAUCAACGUCGCCAGCGACGGCGAGGACAUCCACCUCUCCGACUCGGACGACGAGCAAGCGCCCCAGGCGAAGAAAGCCAAACUCGCGCCUGCCGCGCCGACGGCGGAUCCUAAGCCCGCCGACCCCGCCGCGACAGAAGCCCACAUCGCCAAACUCCUCACCACCACAAUUCUGACCCCCGCCGACCUAAAACAGCUCAAGGACCUGCAGUCCAACGCGCAGAUCAACGCACACCUACCGUCGCAAAAGCGCCUCGCUGCCCUCGCAGCUCGACACGCAGACACGCCCAUAACAGCAGCCGACAUUGAAGCCGCCUCGGGCCUCGGCCAGAAAUCAACAAAGGAAGAGCGCAUCGCGCUCGCAAAAGCGGACCGCGAGCCAACGCACCAGAGCACAACGGCGAAGCGCAAGGCCAAGAAGGAGGCCGAGGGCAAGAGCACGACGAACAAGGAGAAGGCGAGGAAGAAGAAUUUCCUCAUGACGCUUGGUAAAGCGAAGAGCAAGAAUAAGAGGAGUUUGGGCGAUGUGAAGAAGACGCUUGCUGGGCACAUUGAUAGGAAGAAGAGGGGUGGUAAGAGGGGGAACAAGGGGAAUUAGUCGUAAGAGGGAAAACAAGGGAAAAUAGUCGCUGUGGCUCUUGUUAUGCCUGGAAGAGUUCAGAUACCCGAAUAGACCGUCACGUGCGAUUGUGUUGUGUG
This is a messenger RNA of Didymella exigua CBS 183.55, 2445 nucleotides long. Its product is annotated as SDA1-domain-containing protein. Gene Ontology annotation, biological process: ribosomal large subunit export from nucleus; ribosomal large subunit biogenesis. The coding region runs from base 113 to 2344 and encodes 743 amino acids. The record is from RefSeq and is a predicted model, not a curated record. NCBI's taxonomy places the organism in Eukaryota, Fungi, Ascomycota, Dothideomycetes, Pleosporales, Didymellaceae. Gene Ontology annotation, cellular component: nucleolus. The transcript has 2 exons.